AUGAGCAUACAUGUUUUCUUGAAUUACGCCAACACCAAAUACUACUCUAACAUUUGUCCAUCGCCGCAACAUUUCCCAAAUGAUCGAUACAAUACAACUAUUAAUUCUCUGUUCCCUUGGGCACGUGGUACAAGGAAAGAGAUUCUGCCAUACGUGGGUCCACGUCCUCCAGUUGGCAUUCAUCGCUUCAUCAUGGUGCUGUUUCAGCAGAAGGCUCCAUUAGGGGCGGUGGAGCAGCCAGCGUCUCGUGCAAACUUCAACACUCGGCUUUUUGCAAGGCAUUUGGAUCUUGGUCUCCCUGUGGCUACUAUUUACUUUAACUCUCAGAAGGAGCCAGCAAGCCGUAGGCGUUGA
Molecule: messenger RNA, 354 nt
Organism: Pistacia vera
Lineage: Eukaryota; Viridiplantae; Streptophyta; Magnoliopsida; Sapindales; Anacardiaceae
Product: protein MOTHER of FT and TFL1-like
Exons: 2
Coding region: 1-354 (117 amino acids)
Biological process (GO): response to abscisic acid; positive regulation of seed germination
Source: RefSeq, a predicted model, not a curated record